Spea bombifrons (plains spadefoot toad) is the source of this 3702-nucleotide messenger RNA. It is a transcript of the gene VLDLR, whose product is annotated as very low density lipoprotein receptor. NCBI's taxonomy places the organism in Eukaryota, Metazoa, Chordata, Amphibia, Anura, Pelobatidae. The record is from RefSeq and is a predicted model, not a curated record. Bases 219 to 2900 code for a protein of 893 amino acids. The transcript has 19 exons. Gene Ontology annotation, molecular function: protein binding; calcium ion binding.
UCCCUCUCCACCCCCCCGACAAGGAUCUGUGCAUGUCAUCCAAACAGCACCUUCCCAUCCAUCCUGGGAUCAAGUAGCUCUCCGCGGUGGAUUUAUUUCUGGGGCUCCACGGAACGUGUCAAUUAAAAAGGGAUCUCUAUCUUCCUUAAAGGGGAAAUCGGCAGACUGCUAUCCGGAAUUACAAAGGGAGGGUGGUGUUUCCCUGACACCCUCGAUUCAUGUGUGCGCCCUCCUCCUCCUCCUCCAGCUGGCGUCCAGGAGGGUUGGGUGCUGCGGGGUGCAGAGAGAUGAACAGGUCCUGUUCUCGGGGGGUUGUGCUGUUGCUACUGGUUAUUGCAUGCUGUCUGCGCCCGGAGCUCGGCUGGGUUCACGGGACAAGGACACUGUGUGAAGAGUCCCAGUUUCAGUGUGGUAACGGACGCUGUAUUACUUCACUGUGGAAGUGUGAUGGUGAUGAAGACUGUGCAGAUGGGAGUGAUGAAAGCUCUUGUCUAAAAAAAACAUGUACAGAGUCGGACUUUGUCUGCUCUAGCGGUCAAUGUGUUCCUAGCCGAUGGGAGUGUGAUGGAGACCCUGACUGCGAGGAUGGAUCAGACGAAACUCCAGAGCUAUGCCAUGUGAGAACUUGCAGAGCCACAGAAGUUAGUUGUGGUCCUCGUUCAACCCAGUGUAUCCCGCUGUCAUGGCAGUGUGAUGGGGAAAGUGACUGUGACAGCGCGGAGGAUGAAGAGAACUGUGGGAAUAUAACCUGUAGUCCAUCUGAGUUCACUUGCUCCAAUGGCCGCUGCAUUUCCAGCAACUUUUAUUGUAAUGGCCACAACGACUGCGGUGAUGGAAGCGAUGAGAUGAACUGCACACCUCCCACAUGUGGGGUCCACGAGUUCCAGUGCAAGAAUUCAACUUGUAUACCGCUCAGCUGGGUGUGUGAUAACGAUCCAGACUGUGCUGACCAUUCGGAUGAAUCCAUGGAGCAGUGUGGACGGCAGCCAACCACUCUUCAGAGGUGUUCGCCUAGUGAAAUCCCAUGUGGCUCUGGAGAAUGCAUCCAUGAGAGAUGGCGCUGUGAUGGAGACGCAGACUGCAAGGACAAGAGUGAUGAGAUAAACUGUCCUUCCCGUACAUGUCAGCCAGACCAGUUUAAAUGUGAAGAUGGCAAUUGCAUUCAUGGCACUAGGCAAUGUGACGGUGUGAGGGACUGCCUUGAUGGCACAGAUGAAAUCCGCUGUAAAAAUGUCAACCAGUGUUCAGGGCCUGGUAGGUUCAAGUGCAGAUCUGGCGAGUGCAUUGAUAUACACAUGGUCUGCAAUGGAAUUAGAGACUGCAAAGACAGGAGUGAUGAACCAGCAAAGGAGUGUGAUAUAAAUGAGUGUUUGGUGAACAAUGGAGGCUGUUCUCAUAUAUGUCGGGACCUGGUUGUUGGCUACGAUUGUGAUUGUCCAGCUGGUUUUGAGCUAAUUGAUAGAAAAACCUGUGGUGAUAUUGACGAAUGUCAAAAUCCUGGAAUCUGCAGUCAGAUAUGUGUCAAUCUAAAGGGAGGCUACAAAUGUGAAUGCAGCAGGGGCUAUCAGAUGGAUCUGUCUACAGGAGUGUGUAAAGCAGUAGGCAGGGAGCCAUGUUUAAUAUUCACAAACCGCAGAGAUAUCCGGAAGCUUGGACUAGAGAGAAAAGAAUAUAUCCAAUUGGUAGAGCAGUUGCGUAACACAGUGGCGCUGGAUGCGGAUAUAGCGGCGCAUAGCUUGUUCUGGGCGGACACCUUUCAGAAGGCCAUAUUCAGUGCUCACGUGGACAGUCGCGACAAACUUGGAAGCCACUUCAAGGUGAUAGAGCACUUGCCAAGUCCUGCUGCAAUCGCGGUCGACUGGAUCUAUAAGACUAUAUACUGGAUAGAUUCUGGCUUGAAGACUAUUUCGGUGUCAAGUUUUGAUGGUUCCAAAAAGACAGUUUUAUUUGAUACAGGCCUGAAAGAUCCAUUAUCUAUUGCUGUUGAUCCACUUUCUGGGUUUAUUUACUGGUCUGACUGGGGAGAACCUGCCAAGAUUGAAAAAGCUGGAAUGAAUGGAAUUGACAGACAACAGUUAGUGACAACUGACAUCCAGAGACCCAGUGGAAUAGCCUUAGAUUUGGUAAAAAGCCGACUGUAUUGGCUCGAUUCCAAAUUGCACAUGCUGUGUAGCGUCGACCUGAAUGGGCAGGAUCGUAGAAUUAUCCUAAAGUCUUCAGAGUUCCUUGCUCAUCCACUUGCACUUACUAUAUUUGAGGAUAGAGUAUACUGGAUUGAUGGAGAGAAUGAAGCAAUCUAUGGUGCAAAUAAAUUUACUGGACAAGAGUUGGCAACUUUAGCUAAUAACCUGAAUGAUGCCCAAGAUAUUAUUGUCUAUCAUGAGCUGAUACAGCCUCCAGGUAGAAAUUGGUGCAAUGAAAUUCUGCCAAAUGGAGGCUGUGAAUAUUUGUGUUUACCUGCUCCUCAGAUAAACGAUCGCUCCCCUAAAUACACCUGUGUAUGUCCCAAUGGCUUUGAACCGUUUGAUGGCCGAAACUGUAGAAAAGGUAGUAAAUCUAUGGAUCAUACCAUUACUCCUACUGGAUUAUCCCCUAUUAAACCAGUCCUAGCUGAGGGUAACACAAGCUCAUCCGUGUACGAAGCAGAUCCAGGAACUAAAAGCUCUUCUGCUGCGUGGGCAAUCCUUCCUCUCUUGAUGCUUGUGGUGGCAGCCACAGGAGGCUACCUUAUGUGGCGCAACUGGCAGCGGAAAAACAUGAAAAGCAUGAAUUUCGACAACCCGGUGUAUCUUAAGACAACAGAAGAAGACCUUACGAUAGAUAUUGGAAGGCAUGGUGGAAGCGUGGGACACACUUAUCCGGCAAUAUCGGUUGUUAACACAGAUGACGAUCUCUCAUGAGCAUGGUCAUACAUGGUUGGCAUUCACCAUCUUCCUUCAGUCUACACUGCUUCAAUGGGAUUUUUGGUCUGUAUGGUAACCAGGCCAGUGGCUGAACAUACCCCACCCCAGAUCCCUGGAAGUAUGUGAAGAGGAAAAUGUUUGUGUGAAGCAGAGCUGAAUGGACACUGCCUACAGGAACCUCUUGUAUAUAUUUCUUAAUGAUAUAUUUGUUCAGCUCUUGAUAUGGUUACCAUCUCUAUGCGCCCCCCCCCCUCCGAACUCUAAUUUCUUUAUUUAUUUUUUGUUUGGUCAGUAUUAUGAAAUCCUUUUUUCCUCACAGGCCAGGUACUGUAUAAAGCACUUUCCAUAUGAAGCCAUAUCCCAGCAAUUAACCCCUUAAGUGCUGCAGGGCUUUCUCCCUCUGGCACUUCAAGGCUUAACCUUUUUUGUGCUCUAAUAUGUAUAGUGAAUACACCUGUACAUACUUUGUAUAGGCAAUUUGUACAUAUCUCCAAGAACACAAUCACUAUUCUAAAGCACUUUGAAGUAUUUUGACUGUAAAUAUGUAUCUGUACACUUUGGGUUUUUUCUUUCCUCCUUCCAAUGUUUGGGGCGAUGGCAAUAGACAAUAAAAAACGGGUUAUUCAUAUCAAAUUGCCAAAUAAUUUCUAAACGUAAAAUGAAGUUUUGUAUGUGCGAAUGCGGCUGUAUAUCUGUCUUGACUGUGACCUUUUUUUUAUAGAGGUGUGCAGAGGGUAAAUUCCCUGUGUAAAAGAACCACUGGCGAUCCUUUUCAGAAUAAAUACUUGCCUAUAUUGUC